Molecule: messenger RNA, 361 nt
Organism: Staurois parvus
Lineage: Eukaryota; Metazoa; Chordata; Amphibia; Anura; Ranidae
Source: the annotation of a GenBank genome assembly
AGCGGGAAGAAUGCUCCUUACAUUGGAGGUCAGUGGGAAGAAUGCUCCUUACAUUGGAGCUCGGUGGGAAGAAUGCUCCUUACAUUGGAGGUCAGUAGGAAGGAUGCUCCUUACAUUGGAGGUCGGUGGAAAGAAUGCUCUUUACAUUGGAGGUCGGUGGGAAGAAUGCCCCUUACAUUGUAGAGCGGUGAGAAGAACGCUCCUUACAUUGGAGGUUGGUGGGAAGAAUGCCCUUACAUUGGAGGUCAGUAGGAAGGAUGCUCCUUACAUUGGAAGUCGAUGGGAAGAAUGCUCCUUACAUUGGAGGUCAUUGGGAGGAAUGUCCCUUUUACUGUGCUGAUCAGAAUGUCUCCCUUACAAU